AUGGUGGAGAGGGAGCAGAAAAACUGGGGAGAAGGAAUGGCGGACCGGGAGAUGGACGCCUGGGAAGCUGAGCACAGGCGUCAGCAAGCUUUGUCCAAUAGUCCGGAAGAUCAAUAUAAUCAACAUAUUACCAAUCACUCAAAUUCGCCUAACAUGUCCCCUACAUGUACAUCCGGUACUAACACUAGGACUAACGCUGACGCCAACGGUGCUGCCAACGCUGACAAUGGUUUCGUUGGCAGCACAAAUAACUUUUCGGUUCCUCCUUCAAUUCCCAAGUCUUUUCAACAAGCUCAGGCCCCAUCUCAACAAUCUGCCAGGCCUCAAGUGCCAUUCAGGGCCAAACCCAACCCGCCUUCUCAUAAGCCAGCACGUCCUUCUGUUCGUUCUAUUUCCCCUCCACUAAAGGAGGCCCCCAUUAAGGAGGGACAGGAGGAGCAGACCUACAAAGCGUGGAAGUCGAUACCUCUUUUUCGCCAAUCUGGGUCUUCUUCUUCUUCUGGUUCUUCUGCCUCCUCUCCAGCUGUGCGUGAGCCGACGCUCCCACCGCUUCCGAGGCAUGCGAAGGCGAAGUGGCAGGGCGGGGCGAGGAUUGGAGAAUGA
This is a messenger RNA of Morchella importuna, 603 nucleotides long. RefSeq lists its product as uncharacterized. Lineage: Eukaryota; Fungi; Ascomycota; Pezizomycetes; Pezizales; Morchellaceae. The coding region runs from base 1 to 603 and encodes 200 amino acids. The transcript is spliced from 2 exons. The record is from RefSeq and is a predicted model, not a curated record.